CAAUCACCUCUGUGUACAUCUUACACUACAGCAAGCUUUGUCGAUUAACAGCCAGACCGCUGUGCUUCCCUCCAGCUGAGUGACCUGGAUAGACCCCUGUAAGGGAAUGAUAGAAUCUGUAACACAGAGCCAAUUGAUGCCAUCGUACUCUGAUGCACAGUUCUCCUGGAUGGACUUGUUCUGUUCUGACAUCUAUCCCGCAUAUCGAGAUCCACCAGGCGUCCAAACUCUGUGGUCUUUACUUUCCCCGGAACACUGGACUCGGCACCAUGUGUGUGAUUGGCUGCAGUAUUGCUGUGACAGUUACAAGCUGGACGCUACGUGCAUAUCAUUCCCUCACUUCAACGUGCCAGGGGUGCAGCUCUGCAGUAUGAGCAAGGAGGACUUCAUAGAGGCUGCAGGGUUGUGCGGACAGUACCUAUACAGCCUUCUUCAAGACAUACGCACAAAUGGAGUUUCGUUACUAAACAGCCCCGAAAAUUCCAGUCCGUCCAGUGGAGAUAAUACGUUUCUUGAUACAACUCCAGAAGCCCAUCCACCUUACCAACAUACCCGUACUAUCCAAGGUGAAAAAAAAGUUGUUUUGAAAGAAGCAACAAAAAAGCAUAAAUCUUUACCUCACAAUCGGCCAGGGAUGCACAAUUCCCACCUUUGGGAGUUCUUGCGAGACAUCCUCCUCUCACCUGAUGACAAUGAUGGGAUUUUGGACUGGGAAGACCAGGAACAAGGAGUCUUCCGUGUUGUGAAGUCAGAAGCACUGGCCAAAAUGUGGGGCAAAAGAAAACGUAAUGACAGGAUGAAUUAUGAAAAGCUCAGCAGAGCUCUACGGCACUAUUAUAAGACUGGAAUCUUGGAGCGCGUGGAUAGGCGGCUUGUGUACAAAUUUGGGAAGAAUGCCUAUGGCUGGCACUGACAAAAGAUCCUGAAAAAGUCUCGUCUGAAGCUAAGCAUUUUAUGCUAUAAACUUUAACAUGGACUGGACUUGGUUGGGCCGAGAACCUCCUCAUCAGUAACUAUAUUUCUACGAUAUUGGAUACCACCAAUGUGAUUUCCUAACGCAAGGAAAGGAUUCAUGAGCACUCAUUCUGGCUUAUAAUUUAUGCUUUGUAAGUACUAACCAAAAAUAUCACAGUAAAUUAAGCACUUUUAAGACCCAUUUAAUAACACAGGCGGGUAGCCAGGGUCAUAAUGCCA
Molecule: messenger RNA, 1194 nt
Organism: Pelobates fuscus (common spadefoot toad)
Lineage: Eukaryota; Metazoa; Chordata; Amphibia; Anura; Pelobatidae
Gene: ELF5
Product: E74 like ETS transcription factor 5
Exons: 8
Coding region: 107-913 (268 amino acids)
Biological process (GO): regulation of transcription by RNA polymerase II; cell differentiation
Cellular component (GO): nucleus
Molecular function (GO): DNA-binding transcription factor activity, RNA polymerase II-specific; sequence-specific DNA binding
Source: RefSeq, a predicted model, not a curated record